This is a messenger RNA of Plodia interpunctella (Indianmeal moth), 5894 nucleotides long. RefSeq names its product Golgi-associated PDZ and coiled-coil motif-containing protein-like. Gene Ontology annotation, molecular function: transmembrane transporter binding. Gene Ontology annotation, biological process: negative regulation of protein localization to cell surface. Bases 11 to 1804 code for a protein of 597 amino acids. NCBI's taxonomy places the organism in Eukaryota, Metazoa, Arthropoda, Insecta, Lepidoptera, Pyralidae. The transcript has 14 exons. The record is from RefSeq and is a predicted model, not a curated record. Gene Ontology annotation, cellular component: trans-Golgi network transport vesicle; membrane; Golgi apparatus.
UAUUGUGAAAAUGGCGACGACCGGAAUUGGUUUUCGGUGGUUGGAUAUAUUAGAAAAGGAAUUCGAUAAAGCAUGUGUCGAAUUGGACACGUCUCUUUCGGAACUGGAAACAGAGGAGCCGGAGGUGGUGUUCUCGGCGCGCCAGAAGAUCGCCGCCCUAAGCUCGUGCUUCGCGCAGCUCACACACAAGGCCCUCACCAUAUUCCAGAACAGUGCUAAACUUGAGGCCGAACUGGUUGAUAUGAGGGCGGAGCUGGUGCAGGCGAGGGCUUCUGAAGCUGCCGCUUGCGAAGACGGUGAAGAUUCACUAGUGUCUAUGAAGGAAGUGAGUCUCGCUCGGGCCGAAGCCGGCCAACUGGCUCGGGAGAACGCGGCGCUGCGCGAGACUGUGCUGGCGCUGCACUCUGAACUGUUUGGGGCGAGACUGGCGACGAAGUAUUUGGACAAGGAGCUGGCGGGGCGAAUCCAACAGUUGCAGCUACUCGGCAGGGACAUGCGCGCUGAGCUCCGAGACUCCUUGUGGGCACAGGUGGAGGCGGAGAUCCUGCUGCAGCGCCACAAGACGCUGGUGCGGGUGUGCCGCGGGCUGUCACCGCGGCCCGCGGCUGCGCCCCCCGGCCCCUCCCCCUCCGCCGCCGCCGGCCCCGCGCCCGCCGCCCCCGCCGCCGCCCCGGCGUCCGCGCGCGCGCGCCCGCGCACAGUGCGCGUGCGCCGCUCGCCGCAUCUCGGGCUCGGGAUAUCCGUUACCGGCGGUCGAGAGCAUGGCGUGCCCAUACUGAUAUCGGAGCUGGAGGCGGGCGGGCCCGCGGCGCUCACCAGAGCGCUGUACGUCGGAGACGCCAUCCUGGCCAUCAAUGAUGUGGACCUCACACAGGCGUGCCACAAGGAGGCGGUGGCGGCGCUGCAGAGCGUGAAGGGCGACUGCGCGCUGUGCGUGCAGUUCAUAGCCAACGACGAAGACGACCGCCUCUCCGAGGACAACUACAGGUUCCCGCUGUACCCGCCGCAGGACGCCACGCCCACCGCGCCGCGCACGCCCGACUACACCAGAAAUGAGUCGGAUGACGGGUCGGGCAGUGAAUGUGAGUCGCCGUACAGGCGUCCCCCGUACCCCGACUACAACUCUAUCAAUAACAAUCUAGCCAUUUUGGACAUGGACGACGAUUCUAUCAAAAUUGAAGCUAGGCUGGAGAUGGUGGAGCCCCCCUCCCCCCCGCGCGGGCCCCUGACGCCGGUGCACGCGCACAGGGAGAAGAACAGGCAGAAGGACUGGCGCAGCAGAGGCGCGUACGGCCGCGUGGACAGCCACGACCACGUCAGCGACUCCACGCCCUCCGACGGACUGCCGGAGUCCCCGCUGUCCCCGGGGCCCGCGUCGCCCCCCGGGCCCCUCAUAACACCGAGGCCCACCGUCUCGAUCGGACCUACCAUACCUACGGAACCUCAACAAGAUCAAAAAACACCGUCUGGACCAACGUUAUCUAUAGCCCCAACGUUACCGGGUCGAAAAAUAACACCCGGACCUACGUUACCCCCUGUUCCAACAAUACCGGGGCCCACGCGGGGCUCUGAGGUCCCGACGGGUCCGCUACUGCCGGAGUUGGCCAUGCCCACGCCCACGCGCGAUUCCAUGCGUGGACAUCGAGAGAAACCUAAAACUAAUGGAGAAGUCAAGCCGGUGAGGAGAGAGAGUAAAGGCUUCAGGAUAGGGUCAGCCAGGCGCGUGGGCGGCGCGCUGAGCAACGGCGACUGCAGCCCCGCGCCCGCCGGCAUCGGGGACCCCGACUUCGGCACGCCCGUGUGAACAACACCUAGCUCGGGUAAAUAUACUAUUGGAAAUGGACGUUAUUGAUGGGGAAUACGAACUAAACAUGGAAGUAAAGGGUUCCAGGAAUAGAGUUAGACCUAAGGAAAGGAGUAUCAAUGGAUAUGGCAAACGACAGAACGAAAUGGAAGGAACUUACGUAUUGGUCUACAUUCAUGACCUUAUCCCACUCAUGUGGGGUCGCACGAGUGGGAUAAGGUCAAGAAGAAGUAGACGGGUCACUCGCGUGUGAUUAUCGACGGGGAGGUCGACUAUUGUUUUGGUCUAGUAGACCUUUUUCAACAGUGAAACUCUGCCAGCACUCAAUCAGAAGUGAGUGACCCGUGUUUUUCAUUAAUAACGCCUUUUGUUAACGCCACUCACCGAUUGGACGCCACAAGGGGCAUUGCACGAUUAAGGUUGUGAUAUGUCUGCCACCACUUCAGUACAGUCUGACAACAAAGUAGAGAAUUUAAUUGAGGGCACUGUCUCCAGUUGGCUGGCAACACUAUAUGUCCAUCAACCAAUCUUGACCAUUCUAGUUGGUAUUGCAAUGGCCAAAAAUGUAAUUCGAUUAAAAACAGUUUUCUAUUAUUUCAAGUCAAGAUCAAAAUUGGUUGAUAAAUCAGUGUUGCCAACCAAGAGUACACAAUAUAGUGACCUCAUUUAUUUUCUACUCUUUUGUAGUCAUACUAUACCUACUGCUUUUCAUCAGAACAAGUUGGAAACUACCUGCUCCCUCCUCAGGUAGUUCUCAGAGCGAUUCGACCGCCGGCCGCGUUGUCAUUACGAUCCGUCAAUUUUAUUAAGGAAGAAAUCAUUUCCAAAAUCAACAUCAAAUAUCAAUUACCACAGUACAGAUUGGUCGUUUUAAAGUCAGUUAGUAAAACGAAAUCUUGUUUUUGUUAAAAUUUGAAAAAUUGUAUUGAGAGCGCGGCCGCUGCGGUCAGAACGCUCUCAGAGAUAUACGUAAUGUUGUCAGCCAUAUAGAUUACAUUUUUAGCCAACAAAUAAGAAAAUAGAAAUCAUGUUCUAAUGCCCACUGAUCUCUUUAUUGUAUUAUAAAUCUAUAAUAAAAGUAAAAUUGUUUGCACCGUGACAGAAAACGGAAAGGAUCUCAUUGGCUAGGUAAAUAUUUGGUAUGAAUGUUCUUGUCACGAUGCUGCGAAUCUUGGCACUAACGUUUACUGUUAUACUGGCUCUUAUAACUCAUCUGUAUUCAAAGAAAUUCAUAGGAAAAGAUCUGAUGAUUUAUUUUGCUCUUCCAAAAAUAUUGGCUUACUGAUCCAACUUGAAAAGGAAAUUGAAAAUUUUUGUUCUUAUUUCACUAUUUUUUUUGUAAUCUAUGUACUUAGAGUAUACACGGCUCUAGCCCUGUGUUGUAAACGUUAGUACAGUUUUGGAUAUAGAUCGAUUUAUAAUCCGCUACAGCUUUCGAAAAUUUUUUUAUUGUUUGAAAAAAAAAUACAACGGUUUUAUUGACCGAAAAUACGGCACAUUGAUUUUAAAAAUUUUGUAAAACCCAUUUCUUGGUUGUCUUUAGACUAAAUUUUUAUUAUAGAGAUUGUAGCUGUAGCGGGCAAUACCUCGGUGUUGCUAGCUGGUUCACGCCUUACAUUAAAAUAGUGAUAAUUAUGAAAACUUUGAAAUCAAUAUCAUAUAUCUUAGCCUAUUUCGGCCUACAACUUAGAGAUUGUAAGAUUAUUCGAAGCUACGGUGCUCAAUUAUUUUUUAUUGUCCGCCAGUCUCUGCCGCGACCAUAAUAAUGUAUUUCAUUAUUAUCAGCCUGGAUUUUUUAAAUGUGUGUCUAAAGUUGUACUCUGUUUUGCAGUGCGCAUAGUGCUGUGUCUCUUUUUUCAAAAAAUAAUAGCCACAUUCUAAAUUAUUCAUUUCAUUAUUUGUUCAAGGCAGACAUCGUAUCAUUAACAACUUUAGGAAAAAAUUAAUAGCAUUUACUGACAAAUCAUAUUCUUUUUUUCAAAAUAGUGUAAACAUAACUCGUUUUCCCGGAAAGUAUCUACUCACUUGUCAAAUGAGUUAAUUUUACACUUUUUCUUAAAUACUGGCUUGACCAAAAGUCUAAGAUGUAUUAUUUUGUGAAUUUUACAAUUUUUUUUCACCGCUCAACGUGCAAUAAUCGAAUUGUCCAUCUUUUUCAUAAAUUGUAAUGACUAGGUAUAAUAUGUAAAUUAAUCUUAUAAAUUAUUAUAUUAAGUCUGUAUAGAGAAAUAUAGUUAGCGUAGCGACUUUGAAUAAAUGAAAUUUGUACCGAUUGUAAUGCGGAACUAAUGCUUAGCUCCGCUAAUUUAAUUUUAUAUGUAUAGAGUUAAAAUAGAUUUUAAUCAGCUUCUUAGAGCGCUAUCGUGUUGCUAUAAUUAAAUCAUAUAUUGUAUUCCUAUAGUUUUUGUCAUGGAUAUAUUUUUAUUAAUUUUACAUUCAAAAUGUAUUUUAGUGUUAUAGGUUUAGAGAUAGAUAAUAUUAUAUUUUAGUAGUUAAAAAUCAAGUCAUAUUUUCUUCUAAUCAUGUUAUUUUAAACAUUCCUUGUUCACAUUUCAAUAAAAAAGUAGAAAGUAUUUUGAUACAGAUUUAAUAAUUUUAAUCGUUGUAACGGAACGCUUUUACGCGCGCGACGCGUUCAAAUCAGCUGAUCGGCGCGCACGUGUCGGUCGCUUUUGAAAUAAUUAGCGUAGUAACUAGAUGGUUGGAGAGCUGUUGAUUGCAACUUCUAUGUAAUAAUAUAUAAGACAUAUCACAGAAUAUGCGGCAACACGUUUCUAACAACUAGCGCGAUUUGGACAUAUGCCAACAAUGUUUUCGCACAUCACCGUACUGUAUUCGAAAGUCGGGACAAAUAGAUAGGUAAACGAAAUAGCGUUUUCUUUUUCAUUAAUCUUAAAUGCUGCGAUGUUGAAACAAAGUCGAAUAGGUACACCGACUAAAACCAAUAUUAGCGUAACACGAAGCUUGUGACGUUUCGUUUUGAUUUCUAAGAAUGCAGUGCGAUGACAAAAAUAGAAAUCCUUGAACGUGAAACUAUUAUGAUCUCUUGUUUACACUGUCUUUACGGAAAUUUUAAUAUAAUUGUUUAUUUCGGCAAUAAAUAAAUACCUAUUAAGUGUUAGUAACAAUGUUCUUAAAACUAUGUUAGUUACUUAUUUAAGUGGAUAUGGGUCCAGUGUUUAAAAAAGGGCCCAUCUACCCUGCCAGCGAUACUAUUUGGAAUAACUUUAAUUAGUUACAACGGUGUCAUAUAUGUAUAUUUUUUGGUUAAGUAUUUCUGAAUUCAAUUGUAUCAUAUUUAUACAUAUACUUAUAUAAAUAGUCGCAGGAUAUAUGUAUUGAAAUUUCUCUAUUGCAACAGUUUGUAUCGAAAUACCUAUUUUUGGCUCAAUGUCCACUGAAAUAGUGUAUUGUAGGUUCUAUGAUUGUGUCGGAUUAUUUGCCACUCAUUUGCUUCCUGUGAUACGUGCCAGGAGAGCGGUAUUUGUUAUAGAUCAGACCAGGAACAAACACAGUGUAAAAAAGAAUAUUUUCACAGAAAAGCGCGUAAAAACUUUGUACCAAGAUGAACUAUCACAAUGUUGCGGUUCAUUUUAUCACUGCCAAACCGACGAAAUAAGUAGGUAACUAUCAUAUAAUAAUAAAAUAUAAUGAUAAAAAUAUCUUGAGCCUAUUUUUACAAUGGACUGUAAAUUGGGUUUCAAUCUAGACCCAUUACAUAUAGUUACAUGGUAUAUGUUACCAUACCAUAGUACAUGGUCUGAUCUUUGUAAGGUAAUCAAAAUAGUUAAAACGUUACGAAAUAAAGCGAAAUAGUAUAUCUAGAUAGAUCCACUUCUUAGUCUAGACUACUAAGUCCUACGUCCUACUUAGAUCUUUAACAUGACGAGGUCCGUCAUGUUAUCAUGUAUCUUGCUAGCUCACUGUCUUUACUAGAAAAACUAGUCAGGUGAAUCUCAAAUACUUAUUUAAAUGAAAAAGUUGUUGUUUACCUACAUUCCAUUUCCUGGGUUACCGCAAGCUCUAGCGAUGGCGUAUCUUAAAUAUAAAGGACAAUAUGCCUAUGUAUUAUAAUUGAAUACAUUUGUAU